Caenorhabditis remanei is the source of this 2079-nucleotide messenger RNA. RefSeq lists its product as uncharacterized. The record is from RefSeq and is a predicted model, not a curated record. The coding region runs from base 1 to 2079 and encodes 692 amino acids. NCBI's taxonomy places the organism in Eukaryota, Metazoa, Nematoda, Chromadorea, Rhabditida, Rhabditidae. The transcript has 18 exons.
AUGAGGUCUUUUCCAAUUUCUCAUUGCCUUCUCCUUCUACUUCUUCUCUAUUCAUUCGACGCCUUCACUCAAGACUCCGCCCAUCCGGCAGCCAGUGAGAAUACGGUAGUGAGAGUGAAGAGAGAUCAGAAAGCAACGGGAAAAAACGACGAUGAUGACACAAAAAAGGGCGGAGUCGCAGAUGAUAAAAAUGUAGAUCCGACUCCUCCAACUGAUACAAAAACUGGAAAAGGAGGUAGAAAAGGAAACGGUAAAGGAGAACCAAAAAUGCCAGAUGAUGGGAAACAAGCAACUGGAGGUAGAGGAGGCGGAUUCCGGAUACCAUAUCCAGAAGCACCCAAACCGACGAAAAAUCCGCUACCUGGAAACGCAGGGUCUCAACCAUCUGGAAAUGGAAAAGGAAAACCAAAAGUGCCGGAUGAUGGGAAACAAGCAACUGGAGGUAAAGGGGGCGGAGGCCAGAUACCAGAUCCAAAAGCACCCAAACCGACUAAAAAACCGCUAACCAGAAACGGAGGGCCUCCAUCAGGAGGAAAGGGAUCAGGAGUUCCAACGCAACCACCAGUGAAUGGAAACGGGAACGGAGGGCCUCCACCAGGAGGAAAGGGAUCAGGAGAACCAACCCCAGCACCGAAUGUACAAGUUCCACCAGGAGGCACUGCAGGUCAAACAGAUCCGAAAGAUACAUCACUUGAUACAACUGGAAAUGGAACACAAGGAAACGGAAGUGGUCAAUCAGCAGGAAACGGAAAAGGAUUUCCAACCCAACCACCAGUGAAUGGAAACGGGAACGGAGGGCCUCCACCAGGAGGAAAGGGAUCAGGAGGUCCAAAUGGUCCUCCACCUAAGACUAAUGGAAACGGAAAACAACCUGAUCCAACUCCACCGCCAAAGGGAACCGGAGGCGGGUUGCCUCCACCAGGAGGAUCUCAACCAGGAGUUCCACCUAUGGGCGGAGUCGGCGGAAAAAGCGAAUCAACGACGACGGUGGAGCCUCCUACAGUAUCCUCAACUUUGAAAGAUCCAAAAGUGCCGGAUGAUCCGAAAGAUCCACUCGGAGAGACGACACCGACGACGAUUGCGGCGGCGGCAGAAACUCCCACAACUCUCCCAACAAAAGGAAUACCUGAUGAUGACAAGACGUCAAGUACAGUACCCCCACGAGGUGGCCCACUACCAAAGGCCCCGCCCACUACAGUAUCCUCGAGUACAGUAACCCAGAAACCGGGUGUUGGUGGUCUACCGAACGAUGACGGAACGAAUACUACUGUAGCACCAGAGGCUACAGUAACCUUGCCUACAGUACCCCCAAAAGGUGCUCCACCAAAGGCCCCGCCCACUACAGUAGCCUCAUCCACAGUAACCCAGAAACCGAAAGAUGAGACGACUACUGUAGAAACAGUCGUCCAUUCUGUGAAUACAACAACGGAGCCUACAGUAUCCUCAUCUACAGUACCCCAACCAGGACCAGAAGACAAUGAGACGACUACGGUAGAUCAAGGGAUUCCGAAGGUGACGCUGAGUACGGAGACACCCGGAAAACAGGAACCGACUACUGUGCCGGAUGACAAGGAGACGACGGAGGCGGAGCCUGAGGAGACAACGGAGGCGGAGCCUGAGGAGACAACGGAGGCGGAGCCUGAGGAGACAACGGAGGCGGAGCCUGAGGAGACGACGACAACCGAGGAUCCAGGAGUUCCACCGGGAGGAGUUCCCGGAGCUCCUCAAGCUACCCCCGCUGUUCCACAACCGAAACCAACUCCACCACCACCUAAGGAUAAACCUACCGAGCCACCAAAGACCCCUGAUGCUAGUGCUACUCCAGAACAUUCUGGAAAUGCGUCUGAACCUUUUGGAAAGCCGGAAGCUGCCGCAUUAACUGGAACAACAGAGAAGACUGCUGAGGAGUUGUUGAAGGAGGAAGAAUUCAAAAAGAAGUUGUUCGCCUUCGAGCUCGGCACGUGCUCCGUGUUGAUUGUGGCCAGUGUUGCCGCCUAUGUUGUCUCAUUCCUGGCGUAUGACUAUGCGAAAGGAAUCACCAAAUUGAUUAAACAUCCGAAGAAAUUAAAGAAAAAAUAG